Equus caballus (horse) is the source of this 1846-nucleotide messenger RNA. RefSeq names its product CDC like kinase 1 (gene CLK1). Gene Ontology annotation, cellular component: nucleus. Gene Ontology annotation, molecular function: ATP binding; protein tyrosine kinase activity; protein serine/threonine kinase activity. Gene Ontology annotation, biological process: regulation of RNA splicing; peptidyl-tyrosine phosphorylation. The record is from RefSeq and is a predicted model, not a curated record. NCBI's taxonomy places the organism in Eukaryota, Metazoa, Chordata, Mammalia, Perissodactyla, Equidae.
GACGCGCUCGCAGCGUCACCGGUGUUUUCGAGCAGAGUCUCGACGCUGCGGCUGUCAGCUCCAUUUUGUUGUCGGAGCUCGUCGCGGGCGGCCACGUCUUCUCCGUGGUCGCGUUGCAAAUUUUGUCGCUUUCGGCUUGGGCUCUCUAGCCAAGACGAUGAGACACUCGAAAAGAACUUAUUGUCCUGAUUGGGAUGAAAAAGAUUGGGAUUGUGGAAAAUGGAGGAGCAGUAGCAGUCAUAAAAGAAGGAAGAGAUCACACAGCAGUGCCCGGGAGAACAAGCGCUGCAAAUAUAAUCACUCUAAAACAUCUGAUAGCUAUUAUUUGGAAAGCAGAUCCUUAAAUGAGAAAGAUUAUCACAGUCGACGCUACAUUGAUGAAUACAGAAAUGACUACAAUCAAGGAUGUGAACCUGUACAUCGCCAUAGAGACCAUGAAAGCAGAUAUCAGAAUCAUAGUAGCAAGUCCUCUGGUAGAAGUGGAAGAAGUAGUUAUAAAAGCAAACACAGGAUUCACCACAGUACUUCACGUCAUCAUUCACAUGGGAAGAGUCACCGAAGGAAAAGAACCAGGAGUGUAGAGGAUGAUGAGGAGGGUCACCUGAUCUGUCAGAGUGGAGACGUACUAAGUGCAAGAUAUGAAAUUGUUGAUACUUUAGGUGAAGGAGCUUUUGGAAAAGUCGUGGAGUGCAUUGAUCAUAAAGCGGGAGGUAGACAUGUAGCAGUAAAAAUAGUUAAAAAUGUGGAUAGAUAUUGUGAAGCUGCUCGCUCAGAAAUACAAGUUCUGGAACACUUAAAUACUACAGACCCCAGCAGUACAUUCCGCUGUGUCCAGAUGUUGGAGUGGUUUGAGCAUCAUGGUCACAUUUGCAUUGUGUUUGAACUGCUAGGACUUAGUACCUAUGAUUUCAUUAAAGAAAAUGGUUUUCUGCCAUUUCGACUGGACCAUAUUAGGAAGAUGGCAUAUCAGAUAUGCAAGUCUGUGAAUUUUCUGCACAGUAAUAAGUUGACUCACACAGACUUAAAGCCUGAAAACAUCUUAUUUGUGCAAUCUGAUUACACAGAGGCUUAUAAUCCCAAAAUGAAACGUGAUGAACGUACCUUAAUAAAUCCAGAUAUUAAAGUUGUAGAUUUUGGCAGUGCAACAUAUGAUGAUGAACAUCACAGUACCUUGGUCUCUACAAGACAUUAUAGGGCACCUGAAGUUAUUUUAGCCCUAGGAUGGUCCCAACCAUGUGAUGUCUGGAGUAUUGGAUGUAUUCUUAUAGAAUACUACCUUGGGUUUACAGUAUUUCCAACACAUGAUAGUAAGGAGCACUUAGCAAUGAUGGAAAGGAUUCUUGGACCUUUACCAAAACAUAUGAUACAGAAAACCAGGAAACGUAAAUAUUUCCAUCAUGACCGAUUGGACUGGGAUGAACAUAGUUCUGCUGGGAGAUAUGUUUCAAGGCGCUGUAAGCCUCUGAAGGAAUUUAUGCUUUCUCAAGAUGCUGAACAUGAGCUGCUCUUUGACCUCAUUGAGCAAAUGUUGGAAUAUGAUCCAGCUAAAAGGAUUACUCUCAAAGAAGCCUUAAAGCAUCCUUUCUUUUACCCUCUAAAAAAAACUAUAUAGAUGUAUAAUUGUACAGCUCUUGAAGAGAUCUUAUAGACUGUAUCAGUCUAGUUUUUAAGUAUUAAGUUAUUUUGUACAGCUUUUGUAAAUUUAACAUUUUUGUAUUGCCGUGUUUAUUUUGCUUAAAUCAUUUGAUUUGUUAAGUAAAUAGCUAAGUAAAGUAAUGAACGUUUUUCAGUAAUUAAUGUAUAAAAUGAUUUCUUCAGAAUAAAUUUUUUGUGUUUAUGAAAUUAA